Messenger RNA from Aspergillus oryzae RIB40, 786 nucleotides. Its product is annotated as HET domain-containing protein. The transcript has 4 exons. The record is from RefSeq and is a predicted model, not a curated record. Bases 1 to 786 code for a protein of 261 amino acids. Lineage: Eukaryota; Fungi; Ascomycota; Eurotiomycetes; Eurotiales; Aspergillaceae.
AUGUCUCCAAACCUAGAACUUACCUCCCAUAUCACCCUGCCCCCUUUUACGUACCCAACGCUUCCACCAGAGCCUUAUACUACUCGCAUGAUCCGUCUUUUGCCGCAUAAGGAUAAGAGUGCUCCGAUACAGUGCAUGGGAACGCACCUGUAUCAGGCCCUUUCUUAUGUAUGGGGAAGUGAAGUGAAGCCUGAAUCAAUCAUUCUAAACGGCUGUAUUUUCCAUGUCACGACGAAUCUUCAUGUCGCACUUUCACACCUCCGAAACAGCCUAUUUGAAAGAAUACUGUGGGUUGAUGCAAUAUGUAUCAAUCAGGAUGAGGAAGAUCAGGGACAUGAGAAAAGCAAGCAGAUCCCACUUAUGCGGACCAUUUAUGCACAGGCCGAACGCGUCAUUGUCUGGCUUGGAGGUGCUACCGAAGAUGGUGAUAAAGCGCUCGAAGAGAUUCGUUGCCUUGGAGAGUCCGCAGACAUUUGGCACGAUCGAGAACGACAACGAUAUACAAACUCUAUUCUGGAUAUUCUAGAAAGCAGUUACGAAGAGAUUCGUAGCCCUGGAGAGGCCGCAGCAAUUUGGUACGAGGACGAUCCCGAUCCUAUCGAAAACUCUGAUGCGUGUCUGCGGUUGCUACAACGAGAUUGGUUUAGCCGUAUCUGGGGGAUUUUUGGAUUUUCCAAGCACGAUUGGACCUGUCGCUUAUCUCAUAAGAGGUGCAUUUUAUCGCCCAAAAUACGAGCUUGGUUCACGCGGGUCUAUCUCUAUGGGGGAGCUCAUUGGAAUGUUUAA